Messenger RNA from Myripristis murdjan (pinecone soldierfish), 7830 nucleotides. It is a transcript of the gene brsk1b, whose product is annotated as BR serine/threonine kinase 1b. Bases 569 to 3184 code for a protein of 871 amino acids. Gene Ontology annotation, biological process: protein phosphorylation; intracellular signal transduction. Gene Ontology annotation, cellular component: cytoplasm. The transcript is spliced from 20 exons. NCBI's taxonomy places the organism in Eukaryota, Metazoa, Chordata, Actinopteri, Holocentriformes, Holocentridae. The record is from RefSeq and is a predicted model, not a curated record. Gene Ontology annotation, molecular function: ATP binding; protein serine/threonine kinase activity.
UAGGAACAAUCAGCUUUAAACCGCUGUCAUUUAUAAUGUGGUGGUGGUGGUGGUGGUGGUGGGGAGUUUAGGGUGACCUGAGGUUAAUUCUCAUCAUUUGAGACAUCUCCCAGAACUGGCACCAGUCAAAGCCCGCACAUCCUCCCUCUCCUCUCUCUUUCUCACACCCCUGUUUCAUGCCAUCCCUCUGAGUGAUGCUGCUUCCUGCGCGCUAGGGUAAGAGACACCGAGAUCACGCGUGGCAGAUACUUUAUUCUAGGCCUUAUAGAGACAAAUUGGACUGCUUCUUAUUCUUAACACGGAGCUUCGGGUGCCUGCCUGGCCGCAUGACAAACAAGUGCAUGGGAGUAGCCUACGGGGCCCGGCUUUAGAUCACGACCAGCCCUCCACACCUCCUCUCCUCUCCAUCCCUUCCUUCCCCUCCAGCUACAUCGCCAUAGCCGCCUGUGUAAUGUGCGUUACGGCGUUACGCACGGACCGACCGCUAUCGACUCCGGUGAUUUGAUCUGCCUUAUUAGCCUAGAUCGGGAAUAUAAAAUUCAUCUCAUCGUCUCUUUACGGAGGGAGGAUGAGCAGCAAGGAGCUGUCGGUGGGCCAGUCCAGCCAGUAUGUGGGGCCUUACCGGCUGGAGAAGACCCUGGGGAAGGGACAGACAGGACUAGUGAAGUUGGGUGUCCACUGUAUAACAGGGCAGAAGGUGGCAAUAAAGAUUGUCAACAGGGAAAAACUCUCCGAAUCUGUUCUUAUGAAGGUGGAGAGAGAAAUAGCUAUUCUUAAACUAAUAGAGCACCCUCACGUUCUGAAGCUGCAUGAUGUCUAUGAGAAUAACAAAUACCUGUACCUGGUGUUGGAGCAUGUGUCGGGCGGAGAGCUGUUCGACUACCUGGUGAAGAAGGGCAGGUUGACGCCCAAAGAGGCCAGGAAAUUCUUCAGACAAAUCAUAUCCGCCCUCGACUUCUGCCACAGCCACUCCAUAUGCCACAGAGACUUGAAGCCAGAGAAUCUUCUCCUGGAUGAGAAGAAUAACAUCAGGAUAGCUGACUUUGGAAUGGCCUCUCUACAAGUGGGGGACAGCCUGCUAGAAACCAGUUGUGGAUCCCCACAUUACGCCUGCCCAGAAGUUAUAAGGGGAGAGAAGUAUGAUGGUCGCAGGGCGGAUGUUUGGAGCUGUGGAGUCAUCCUCUUCGCUCUUCUUGUGGGUGCCUUGCCCUUUGACCAUGAUAACCUGCGGCAGCUCCUGGAGAAGGUGAAGAGCGGCGUAUUCCACAUGCCCCACUUCAUCCCCCCUGACUGCCAAGCUCUGCUGAAGGGGAUGAUAGAAGUCAACCCUGACAAGAGGCUCACGCUAGAAGCAAUACAGAAACAUCCCUGGUACCAGGGGGGUCGCAACGAGCCGUGUCCAGAGCAGCCCCCGCCUCGUCGGGUGUGUGUGAAGAGGAUCCUGUCGUUAACGGAGCUGGACCCCGACGUCCUGGACAGCAUGUAUUCCCUCGGCUGCUUCAGAGACCGAGUCAAGCUCACACGGGACCUACAGUGUGAAGAGGAGAACCAGGAGAAGAUGAUCUACUACCUCCUGUUGGACAGGAAGGAGCGAUACCCCAGCUGUGAGGAUGAGGAUCUGCCACCCAGAAACGAUAUAGACCCACCCAGGAAGCGUGUGGACUCCCCCAUGCUGACGCGUCACGGCCGGUGUCGACCAGAGAGGAAGAGCCUGGAGGUCCUCCCUGUAACAGAACAGGGGUCUCCCACCCCACCCCGCAGGGCCCUGGACACCUCCGCACACAGCCAGAGGUCCCGCUCUGUUAGUGGGGCAUCUACAGGUCUCUCCUCCAGUCCUCUCAGCAGUCCCAGGAGCCCGGUCUUCACUUUCAGCCAAUCAGAAGUCACUUCCACCUCCGCCUCCUCCUCCUCCUCCAAAGACCCCAAACCGGGAAGUACCACCACCCCGCGGCCGUCCCGCCCGACACCUGACCCAAAAACCCAGACCUUGCCCUCCAAGGGCCCCACUGAACGGCCCCAGCUUCAGUCCAUGAAGUCCCUCCCCCUGCAGGGCCCUCCCUCUCCAUCCCCUUCCCCUUCCCCACUCCUUUCCCCCAUCCCACGCUUCUUCUUCUUCCCCGCUUCCUCCGUAUUCAAAUCGGUCACCAAGAACGUCCACUCGUCCUCUAACUCUUCUGCCACCCCUCCCCCUGUGUCGCAGGUUACCCCGCAGGGCUCACCGCUGCCCACCCCCCUGGGCACACCUGUGCACCAAAUCCAACACCCCUCCUCCACCACCCCUCCCUCCUCCUCCUCCUCGUCUUCUUCCUCCAGAGCGGAUGGAGCUGGUGGGGCCUCGCUGUCGCUGACCCCGCCCUCCAGCCCAGGUGGUAGCGGGGGAUUGGCCGCCUCGAGCUCCGCCCACUGGAGGACGAGGCUGAACUCGUUCAAAAACAACCUGUUGGGCUCGCCUCGCUUCCACCGGCGCAAACUGCAAGUCCCUACAUCAGAGGACAUGUCCAGUUUGACUCCAGAGUCCAGUCCAGAACUGGCAAAGAGGUCAUGGUUUGGUAACUUCAUCAGCCUGGAGAAAGAGGAGCAGAUCUUUGUUGUCAUCAGAGACAAACCACUCAGCUCGAUCAAGGCUGAUAUCGUCCAUGCCUUCCUCUCCAUCCCAUCCCUCAGCCACAGUGUGGUUUCUCAGACUAGUUUCCGGGCGGAGUACAAAUCCUCCGGCGGCCCCUCUGUCUUCCAGAAGCCUGUCAAAUUCCAGGUGGACAUUGCUUUCUCUGAGGGAGAGAGGGAGCGAGAGAGGGAACGAGCAGAGAGGGAAGGGAGGAGGGAGAUGGGCAUCUACAGCGUCACCUUCAGUCUAAUAUCAGGUCCCAGUCGCAGGUUCAAGAGAGUGGUGGAAACCAUUCAGGCCCAGCUGCUAAGUACUCAUGAUCAGCCUUCUGUGCAGGCACUGGCUGAUGAGAAGAACGGCCAGCUUUCCCGCCAGCCCAGCACUCCUUCCCGCCAGAAUUCCCGGCGCUCUGAAGGUGGAUCGGACCGGGAGCGGGGGGAGAGGGAGCGGGGAAGUGACGGCGGGGGGAGCGGAGGCGGAAGCGGGAGUGGGAGUGGGAGCGUCCUCCAGCGGCGAGGCUCGGGCAAAGACAAGACCAGACUCCUCUCGUCGUCCAACGGGACACAGUCUCACCCCUGAAACGAAUGUUUUUGGGAGAGAGGCGGGGGUGACCUAGCGCUGCCUCCCUCUCUCUUCCUUCCCUCUUCCCUUCCUUCCUUCCCUCCCUCUUUCUUUCCUUCCUUCCUUGCUUCCUUCUGUCAUUCCCUAGCAAUGGGAUGGAGGAGGGCGAAGUUGUUCCUUGAAGCUGGAUCGACGGUCAAUUUGGUGAAUUCCCUAAAAACGGCUCGGGCGUUGCACUGAUCUCUGUUCGGUAAUCAAGGGCAGCUUCACCCCGGAGGGAUGAGUCAGAGACAACACAGCAUGUCAAAAAAAAUCUCGACAGGGAAUGCUCAUCAACCCAUACCGACCGUUCAAAACGGCACACCGCCCCUCUACCGACCAACGAGAGGCCGCACAGGUUCAGAAGACGCCCAUCGACCAGUCGACACAACACACGAAACUCUGCUGACCAGUGACAGUCAACUGUCACCAUGCUUCACAAGCGCCGCCUCACUCAGCCAAUCACGUUGUCUCCACAGCAUCACCGGACCAGACAUGGCUAGUCACAUGACAGGAAGACAGCUCUCCCCUCUUCUCCUCACUUGCUAACGGAGGGGACAAAUAAGAGGAAAAAAAUUUAAUGUCGAGCAAAACACCAAAACUAGGAUGUCUUUGUUUUGAGCAAGGAAGGACAGACUUAGACUAUAAGACACUAACAAGAAAAGUCUUAAUUCUGACUUGCUGUUGAAGUGGGUUUCAUCUCUGAAAAUACCCAGCCAGCUUAAAUGCUGUAAGAAACUGAAGCGUCAGACAGCUGGCAGAGGAAGAUAAGUAAUCAAUACUUUACGUAGCUCCAAAGAUGCCAGAACAGUUUGUUGGAAAUCAGAAAUACGACAGCCAGCCCUCUCCCUUAGCUUAUGAGAAACAAUUAUUUCUGAAUAACAGUGAUAUAACUAUGAUACCAUAUUGCCUUUAACGGAGGAGAACCAGUGGUGUAGCUCAUUAGAUUUAGCCCCAUUUUGCAGACACCGCUCACACCAUAGAUAGACGGAAACCUCGCACAUGGAAACUCCCACCGAAAGAGAUUUAGAUGCAUAUAUAGAUAGAGACAAAAUGGAGGACAGCUAGCUAGAGACCCUCAUUUUGUAGGAAGGGAUCGUCAUUGUGUGAUUUUGCUUAUAGAUGAACACCUGUCGAGUGAAAAGCGGGGACUGAAAACCGGGAGAUGACAGGCUGGUCCAACAGGACGGCCAAGAUUGCAGCUUCUCAGAUCCACGAUUCAGCAAACAAACCCCUUCCUGUCCUCAUUUCUGGCUGAUGAGAGGCGCAGAAUGACGCUGGGCGACACCAAAGCCUCCCCCGAAAAAACAUCUCAGCAAACUUUGUCUGUCUGAGAGAAGAGAAGGCAGGUGGAAGGGAAAAAAGUACUUUUCACAAGAAGGGAAACUUGGAAGAUAGAGAAAGAGACUGUCCAAAAGAGAGAAAUGUUGUCGUAAAACUCUGCACACGUACUGCCUGCGGGGGGGGGGAGGCGGUGGAAAAAUUAAGCCACACAAAAAGAAUGAAAGUCUGUAUGUUUUUUCCCAUCCCUUCUUAUUUUUCCUCGGGGGUUUCUGUUAUUUUUGUUUAUUUAUUUAUUUUUUGCCACCAGCAAUGCAGAAGGCGACAAUAACCAAGUGAAUGUGAAACAUUUUUUUUGAAGUUAUUGCAAGAGUGUGUAUUUAUUUUAUUCCAUAUACUUAUUGAAAAUGUAUGUAUUUAUUCUUUUAUUUAUUCAUUCAUUCAUUCAUUCAUUCAUUCAUUCAUUCAUUCACCAUGUGUUUGUUCAUGGCCGUUUGAUCAUUUGCUUCAUUGGUUGAAGUUGAGGAGGUGGGACAAGAUGCACAAGACAAACCUGAACACUUAAUUAAUUUAAUUUAAUUUAAUUUAAUUUAUCUUGCAUAUUUUUUUUAUGUUCUGGAAACUAAUGCUGCAAAAACACCACCACUUCUAGCUUCAUGUUACGUUCUUCCAUCUUCUUCCAAAAUUGUUUCUUGUUGCUCUUUGUUUACUUGCGAUGUUUUUUCACGUCUCAAGAUGAGACAAAACCCACACGUGCACACAGUGAGAGGUUUGCUGCUUGUGGAGGACUUUAUGGGGUUGACAGACAGGCGUAAUUUCCUUCUCGACAUGGAUACCCAUCGACACUUAGUAAUUCACUCGUUUGUUCAUUUGUGUGUUCAUAAAUUCAAAAUGCAGAGUCAUUAUUGACACUCGAAGCAAAAGAGAGCAAGAGGGGAGUUGCUGCUGAAUUGCUUGUGUCUUACUCUGCUGGAAUGUUAUGGAUAAGGGUAAAAAAAAUUAUUUGAGCAAGUAAACCUGUGAGACACAAAACACAGGCCUUUGAAAUCAGACGCCCCUUUGUUCGUCACUGAUUUUUGUCAGAAUUCAGAAUUAAUGAGCGUGUUGCAAAAACCAUGACGCACCGUCCUAAAAACAGCAACCGCAAACACAUCAGAUGUAAUUUCCUGUCAUAUUCUUUAUCUCUGUCUAAACUUUACCAUCUUUCUGUCUUCCUUUUUGUGUGAUCCUUCUAAAAGCUGUCACCCCACCACACACACGCACACACUGAAAGCAGAAUGCAACAGGUUUUGCGAUUUUGCUGUCCCGUUUACUCUCUCUUACUCCCUCUUUGUCUCAAACACACAUACACACACACACACACCCUCUCUCAGCUCCCUCCUUAACACACCCACCCAACCAUUGAAACCAUGGCAUCAUCACCUCCCUAAUUAACUUUCAAUAGCCUCUUCACACGGUUCACACACGUCACUGAAACUGCAAGGAAACAGCAUUGAUUUUUUUUUUUUUUUAAUUCUUUUGCAGAUGUCCGGAGGCACCCAGUUACGCUAUGCGAUAAUAAAUGUAUUGAUUUGCAAAGAACUGGGAUACGCUAUUGCACUCCAACAUCCCGGGGGCUGUUUACACCUGGAAUUAACAUUCAGAUCCAAAUGAAACUUAUAACAAAAAUAAUAUCCUGUCGGUUUAGGGUCCGCACACAAUUUGUGUAAACAUACUAAGAAGGAUGUGGUUUUUGAAUAGUUUUUAAUGGUUUAGGAAAAUUGGUGCCUAAGGUAGUGUCCACACUAAGCUGUAUGCAUUUGAAAACACUUCUUUUUCUUAACUAAACUUGCAUCUGCCACAUAUGACCCACCCUGUUUGAAAACACUCUCCAAAGUGUGUAAAUAUGAAAAAAACUGGUCUGGUGAUGUAAUGUGGAAGGGGAAAAGUAGCUUUUUGAAAAUGCUGACAUAUGAUUGUCAUGUGAUCUAGGCUGUGGUCUAGUAUCAGGUGCUUUAAGAGUUUUGGGGCAUUUCAGCGUUCCAUCUGCACAAAACAUGUUUUUCAAGUGUGGACAUAGCCUAAUUCCUCCUUGGCGUAUUCCCUCUUGAGCUUUAAAGUGGCGCAGCAGGCUUUCUCGACACACUCAUGAUCCAUUUUCAGCCUCUGUUGGGUUUUAGUGGCGGGUGAAGACGGUCUUUCUUCUUGUGAAAUCAUCUGCCCCGCUGUCUUUUCGCCUCCCUGCAGAACAGGGCCCCAUCCCGGCAGUAGGGUGCAUACAUACAGAAGGUCAGAGGUCAGGGCGGUGUAGAGUUACACACACACACACACACACACACACACACACACAAGAAAGAUAAUGUUAUGUCAUAGAGCUGCUUUUUUUGGCGCCAAGUUCACCUUACAUCCACUUUUAGAACGAAAGAAAGUAGAGAAAGAGGGCAGGAGAGGGAGCGGAAAUGGAGAAAAUGCAUAAAAGAAAGAACAGAGGAAUGAAAGAAAAAGAAACGAGGGCUGGUGCAGGCUCAGGCCCCUCAGAGCAGAUUCUGCGUAAAAAAAAAAAAUUUAAAAAAAAUCAGGAUCACAACGGGUAGCUCGGCCUGGCACCCAUUGUGGCCGAGACCCCGCUCUCAAAACUCUCCUAUUGAAAGAGAAAGCUCCCCCCUCCCUUCUCCUUGCAUUUGUCAACCCCGCCGUCCCCCCACCCUCCACCCCCCUUCCCCUCCUCUUUGUAUCUCUUGAGUCCUGCUCCCUCCCCUUCAUGGACUGCAUAUACCUCACCCCCCUUAUAUAAUCACUCAUCCUUCUCCCUUGUAUACAUUUUAUACACUGUAUACUUCAACGUAGACGCGGGGUACGUUUGUAUACACUGUAUGCCUGUCUCUGUCUCCAUUGUAUACCAUCCGUAUCUAUGUAUCUCUCACUAUCUUUUAUCGACACUGUAGUCACCGUACGACUCUUCUUCUUCUCAUCAUUAGUGCUCAUUCUUCCUCUCCAGUUAUGAUUGUAUGGCUAUGAUCUCUCGUCUCCCACCCUCCCCUCCUCUCCCUCCCUCCUCACUCACCCCCGCUACCCCGCCCUCGUACCUUCCCACAAUCUCACCCCUCCUCCCAUCCACUCGCACAGUACAAAAAAAAGUAAAUUAAAGUUUUUUGGUUCUUUUUUUUUUUUCCCUCUUGAGAAAUUUGUGAAAUCGGAAACUCGGGGGAGGGGGGGCGGUCGAGAAAAACAGCAAACAAGAUGAUGACGAUGACGACGAAGAGAAAUGUCUGUAGUAUAAUUUUAAAAAAUGGAAAAGUGCACUAUUAUGACAAUGAUUAUUAUUGCCUGUGAGAAAUACUGACCAAUAAACGACAACAGAAAUA